Messenger RNA from Entrophospora sp. SA101, 149 nucleotides. Lineage: Eukaryota; Fungi; Glomeromycota; Glomeromycetes; Entrophosporales; Entrophosporaceae. The record is from the annotation of a GenBank genome assembly.
CACCUAAUCAAAGAAUUUCAUUGAGAAAUACAAAAGCACAAAAACUUUCUAAUGGAACUAGUUUCAACUCUGCAUUGAGUGAAGCUGACAAAAUCACAGAAAGAUUGGCUGUUGCUAUGGAUAGGUUUUUAAAGUUAAUAUUUAAUUAA